Messenger RNA from Colletotrichum abscissum, 987 nucleotides. RefSeq lists its product as uncharacterized. Gene Ontology annotation, molecular function: snoRNA binding. The record is from RefSeq and is a predicted model, not a curated record. The transcript is spliced from 2 exons. NCBI's taxonomy places the organism in Eukaryota, Fungi, Ascomycota, Sordariomycetes, Glomerellales, Glomerellaceae. Bases 1 to 987 code for a protein of 328 amino acids. Gene Ontology annotation, biological process: rRNA processing.
AUGGUCACCACACGAAACGGGAAGCGCACAGCCGCCGAGGCGCCCGCCGCAGCUGCGACCACCAAGAAGCAGAAGCUCCCGGUGCGGGCAAAGGAGGGCAAGACGGCCGCCAGCAAGAAGGAUGAGACCAGCCGAUCGUCAUCAUCAAAAAAGAGGGCCUCCUUUGUCGUGGAGCUGAAAUCGGAAGCCGGCGCGGCUGCGGGCGCGCAGGACGUCAAGGAGAAGCAGAUCAUCACAGGCGCCGAGCAGCCGGCUCCCAGGACGGACGCUGAUGAGAUUGGGGAUUCUGAUGCCUCGCCCGAGUCGAUUGGCGACGAGGCGCACGAGGCUGCGGAACAGCUUGCGGCGGAGUCCAAGACGGCGCUCGUUGCCGAGGGAGGCGACGACGACGAUUCCGACUCGGAUGCGGCGCCUGAGGCAGUUUCUACGUCCAAUGCUGCCGUGCAGGCCAAGAAGUCUGCGCAGGCUGCCAACAAGGCCAUUGCAGAACAACAAGCCAACCAGAAGCGCAAGCGCCAAGAGCGCAACGCCAGGCUCCAAGAACAGGCCGCGGCGCGCAAGGCUCAAGAGGACGUGGCACCGGCGAAGAAGUCGAGUAACGAGGAGGAGGAGGAGGAGAGCGAGGAAAAGACGGAGACUCCGGCGCGGGAAGCCGCCACUACAGGACGCCGGAAGAGGCUGGAUCUCCCUUCGGAGCUCCCGGCCGAGUUCCUCGAGUCCGACUCGGAGGACGACGGCGAGACUGAGGACGGGGCGGGGGAUCGCAAGCCCCGCAAGGCACGGAAGCUCGAGACGGCGGAGGCCCAACUCCUGCGCGAGGCCCGCGCGCCCAGGGACGAGGUCGUCGGCACGACUGUGUUCCGGACCGUCAAGAAGGAGGACGAGAGGCUGGCGCCCAAGGCGCAGAAGUAUUCUGUCAAUGCCAAGAAGGCGUUGCUGGCCCGUGGUAGGGCGGCGGUGAAGGCGCGCAGGGGGUUUUUGGUUUAG